This is a messenger RNA of Myxocyprinus asiaticus (Chinese sucker), 2154 nucleotides long. Its product is annotated as suppressor APC domain-containing protein 2-like. The coding region runs from base 73 to 693 and encodes 206 amino acids. The transcript has 5 exons. NCBI's taxonomy places the organism in Eukaryota, Metazoa, Chordata, Actinopteri, Cypriniformes, Catostomidae. The record is from RefSeq and is a predicted model, not a curated record.
GUUGACAUUCCCCUGUCUUUUUUUCUCUCUCUCUCUCUGUGGUUCUCUGGUUUCUCUGUCUCUCUCCCCCUCAUGGUGGUCAGUCGUGUCGGGCCCCGGGGCCUGGACGCUGAUGAAUCUGUGGGGCCGGCCGUGUGGGCCGCGUACACCACCGUCUUCAUCCCUCUGAGCAGCAGCCUGUUCUCCAGCAAAGCCUCGAGCUUCUACGUCUGGUUAAAGCAGAUGAAGGAGCUGGAACAGGAGAAAGAUUCUCUUCUGGCUGGGCUGGACCUGUUAGAGAGAGCCAAAGAAUGGUACCAGACCCAGAUCCAUAAUGUCACUGAGACACAGAGACAAGUUGGCCAGAGUCAUCACGCAACUGAGUUCUUCACUUGUCAGAGUCGGUUGGAUGUUCUUCUGCCUAAAUUACAGGAAGUGACACGCUGUCUGAAUAAUUUGAUUUCAUUCUCGAGGACGGCGCUCCAAUCCGUGAGCUUACUGUCUGUCAGCGGCUCCUGCAGUGCUCCUCCUGCUCCUCCUCAGGCCAUCCACAUACUGAAGGAGCAGAACCGACUCCUCACACAGGAAGUUACAGAGAAAAGUGAGCGCAUCACUCAGCUGGAGCAGGAGAAAUCUGCUCUGAUCAAGCAGCUGUUUGAGGCUCGAGCGCGCAACGUUCACGACAGCAGCGUGCUCGACUCCACCUUCAUCUAACAUUGAGCACUCCACCACCGAACCAAACGCCUCCGCACUACUCCGUUACACACUUCAACAAACAUCCACCAUACAGCGUUUUCAUCUGAGCUCCAUUUCAUACACUAUGAUCUCAAUAACAGUCCAAACACCGGAUCCAUGCAGGAGCUCUUUGAGCCUAGCUGUUUGUUUUUCUUCCUGAAUGGAUUCUCAUUUGAUCGCACUGAGUUUCUUCAUUUCAAUCAACUGUGACUGACUACAUUUACAAACACAUGAACUAACCAGAACAAUAAACCACAGAUAACUGUAAUUCAUCCCAUCAGAUCACAUCAUGGACAAGCGCAUCUCUCCAGUGGGAUUUUAAGAAUCAUUAUUUAAGUCUAUGAAACAUACAAGUGUUAUUAGACUAAAUAUCAGUAUUGUUUGAAUGUCACCUGUCCAAACACAUCCAAGGCCCGGAACUAAUUGUCAUAUAAUUGAAAUAACCCAGAAUACUUUUCUUUUCUCUUCUGAAGCUUAGUGAUCAUGAGCUGUGAACGGUUUGUAGUGUGAUUCAGAAUUAUGAGUGUUUGUUUGCUUCAGUGUGACUGAAGUGUAGUUUUGCAGUGAAUCAGUUGUGAUGAUGAAUUGAAUCUCUGCGGGAAGUUUUAAGUGAUUUCAUGAAUGACUACAGCAGUCACACAUAUGAAUCUUUAGAGGAGAGAUCAAAAUUCCUCUGUGUGACUGUAAAUGUUUUCAACAUAUUUCAACAGGCCACAUAUUUACUACAGUAAUGUAUGAACCCAGCAGCAAAGAUCAAAAACUCCCUCUCAGCCCUCAAGAUCAAGAUGAUGCAAGGGUGUGGAAAUGUCUUAGGAGUGUGUUUUACCGAAUGUAUUAUCAACGUAUCACAGAGGAGAAAUCAGGAGGGUAGAAAGUUACACGUGGUUCAUUGGGAAUAAUUUUAACGUGACAUCUUCAGAUUUCUUUGAUUUCUAGUUACACAUGUUGAAAAUGUUCUCAACUGUGUGAUCCCAGAGGUUUGCAGACUGUUAUUGAUCAAAUAUUACACACUUUAAAUUCCUUGUCUCUGUCUAUCGUGGUUUGCCACUCCAUUUUAUAACCCCCUGAUGAACGGAUGUUACCUGUAUUGUGACAUUUAAUUAUUAUGUGAUAAUUGUUUUAUUACAUAUUGAAGCUGAUUGGUGAAUCACACAAAAACCAUCAAGAACAUGUCCAGGUUAUAUUUCACCCCUAAAAAGAGAAAGAAAAGAAAUAAGAAAUUAUAUUUUGUAUAAAGAAAAUAGAGUCUAUCAUUAAAUGAUUGAAGUGAGUUACAGGAGAACCAGCAGAGCUUCAUCAGAGGGUUUAUAUUUGAAUGUGAUAUAAUUUCACUUCACAUGCUGUCAUCAUCUGAUUAUUCUCAGUCUUCUGCUUGCUUUUGCAUUUAUAAUCCACAACGAUCUUGCUGCCUUUUCUUUAUUAAAACGCGUUGUUCAUUCA